AUGGGUUGUACUCCUUCACACAGUGAUAUUGCAAACCAUAAUGCAAAACAUGGCAUCCUGCCAAUUGAUCCAGGAGGUGAAGGCUUCUCACUUCCCUUGCUAAUAAAAAACUCUUCUUCAUAUGAUCUAGAAGAUUUGCAUGAGGGAAAGACUAGAGUUAAAGAUCACAUUUUGGAAAAUUCAUCAGAUGAGGACAAAAAUAUUAAUUUCCAUUCCUCAUCUGAGGAUCCUUCACUACCAGAGCUGGACCAGGAUGAGAAGGAAAUCGAAAGGGCAGUUUCUGAGACUGAGAUAGCCAUAUCUGAACUGAUGGAAUCUGACAAACAUAUGGCAGAGGAUAUUAAGGUCAAAAGGCAAAACUCAUGUGCCUCAGGGAAAAGGGACUUUCCCUCAGAAGACAAAAAUGAAAGCAGUGAAAAGCAAACCUCGAAGAAAGGGAAAAAGCAAAAGAACAGUAGGCAAGGAAAACAAGGUCGUCAUUGCAAAACAAAAGAAAAAUCCAGUCUACCUGUGUGUGAGGCUGAGAAAAAGGUAGAUUUUCCAGAUCUUCUUGUUAAGGCUCAUCAAAAUGCUUAUGCCUAUCUGAACCCCAACCUUUCCAAAUAUGAGGUCAUUUUGUGCAUGGCCAAUCAGGCUACUGAAACACAGCUAAUUGUGCAGCAAAUGGUGAGCUUCUUAAUUUUUCGUUUUGAUGAAAUCAACCAUCUUUUGGAAGAAAUUGCCCAUGAUGGAGAAAGUUUACUCAAAGAAGUGGGAGGGAACCUAGCAUGGCCAGCUUCUAAGGGGAAUCCAAAAGAGCAGCCAGAUCUCUUGCAACAGUUGCUACAGUACACAGUCAACAAAAUGCAACUGUUAAAUGGAACUGUGGCCUCAUUAACCACUGAUGCCCUACAGGAGUCUUGUAGCUUUUUUUUUAAUGCUGGUUGCAACUUAGAAGAAAAACUGAAAGCAAAACAUAGUUUUGAUGAACGCUUGCUUAGCAUGAUAAAACUCCUUGAAACAUCUGCAGUCAAGUCUUCUCAUCCUCACCCUGAUGAUAUGACUCUCUAUUCUGAAGAUAGCGGAAUAGGUAUUGACAGUGAAUCAGUCAAGGACUUGAACUUCAUUAAUAAACAAGGAAUGCAAGUAAAUUGUGACUCAUAUUCACAUGUUCAUCAGGCCAAGAAAACAGGAGAAAACCAGUGGCCAUGCCAUUCAGUAUUUGCCACUUCCAGAUCCCACGAUUGUGCACUGGAAAGACAAUUUAAAGAUAUAUUUUACUCACCUGCACAUACAAAGCAUAUAGUCCCAGCUUCAGAGGUAAUGCCAGAAAGUAUAGCUAAACUUCUCCAACAUCAAAACAUCAUCAGACCUCCUCUUAACUCUGUGCACUGUGGCUUUCCUAAUGAGAAUGAUUGUUUCAAAGUGUGUCAGUCAGCCAAUGCUUCUUCCACAAAUGAAGAUAGUGAUGAGAGCACCUUGUCUGAGGAAGAAGGGGACAAUAUAGGUCUAUCUGAACAAUGUCAGGAGGCUUUCCCUAAAAGACGAGUAUCUCUACCUGCAGCAACAGACAGUAAACAGAGACUUUCCAGCAAACGGCUAGAUAGUGCAGAGAAUGAAGAGAUUAUACUCAAGAUGAAAGAUGCUAUAAGUGAAAAAAUCAAAUUUGUCCCAGCUAAAUCUGGGAAGAAGGAAUGGAUGGUAGAUGAAAAUGGGAAAGUAUCACUGAGACCAAGAACAGCAACUGGAAGUCAGAAGACUCAUGUUAAACAAAAAAGGUCUAGGUCUGAAGAGUCUCUCAGAAGUCAUACUGAGGACCCAACACUUCUGGAACUUCAGAGGACUCAAAAAGGACUCAACAAAAGGCUGGAGAUGUUUUACACACUUAAAGGAAACAAAGAAACAAACUAUCUGAACCUAAAAGAACCAUCAGACUUACAAGAUUCUGAGCAUGUUACUCAUAGAUCAUCAACUAAUAAAUUGAAGGCAUCACUUGCCAAAAACUUCAGUAUAUUGCCAAAUCAAGAUAAGGUCCCUGUGUUUAAGUAUGAUUGCAAUGCUAUUAUCCAACCACCCGAUGACUGGAAAUGUAAGAAAGAUCAGACAUCUAGGAAAGAAAAUGAGGCUUCUGAGACACAGAAGCUGAACAGUGUUGGUUGCGCUCCACCUCGUAAAUCUGUAAAGACAUUAAUUGAAACCUUUAGCCCUUCGGAUAGUCUUGUGAAAUCUGCAAAUUUAAGAACUUUGGGCCCAAUAAAAUGUAUCAGAAGGUUUGGACUUCCAACCAUUACUUCCAAUCUACCUUUUCCUAGAGGGCUUGUGCCUUUAAAUCAUAAACAUAGGGUUUCACCAUUGGGAGAUUUAAAUUGUCAGAACAUAAAUGAAAUGCACCGUACCUUUGCUACCACUGAUUCACCCAGAUGUGUAAGUGGAAGUGACACAAAUGAGGAUGAGGAUGAGGAGGUUGAGGAUGUUGAGGAUGAAGAUGGCAGUGAUUUGGAAAACUUGCCCCCACCACCUCCUGAAAUGUUAAUGGACAUCUCACCUCACUCAACAGAAUCUUCAGAAAGCAGAGGGACAGUCAAAAAGUAUUCAGAGACUGCCAAGAAGACAUCCAAAGCAAAUAAACAUUGCACCACUAAGAAAAGUACUAACAUUUCUUCACGGAUGAAAACUUCCCUAUGUACCAUUGACUUAUUACCAAAUAAGAAUCUCAACAGUCCCAAUCUCAUUUUCAAGAAACCACCAAAAUGUUCUGGGAUGGACUCCACACCUAGAAAAUACUCUGUGGAGUUGGGUUCCACCAUUACAUCUGAUUGCCACCAGGAGAUCCUGUUGGCAUCUGAAAAGGACCAUGAAAUGAAAGAUCUGUAUAAGCAGUCAUGUAAAAUAAUACCUCUCCAAAAUCCUAAAGAAAUGCCAGAACAGAAUAGAAAUGAGGCAGGAAACAAAGAAUGUGGUGUAUCUUCUGCUUUAGCUCAAAGGCGAAGCUCUCCUGAUUCAGUCAGGAAAACUGAGAAAACAACAGGUUUUGUUAGGCGAAUGUCCCCAGGAAGAACACCACCUUCAUCACCCUCUGGUGAGAAAAGGAUUCCAAGCCCACCACUACAUGACAGACUAAUUAGUCAGGCUCCUUCCCCUACUAUUUUACGGCAGCCUAGUCCUCCAUCAAGCCACAGAGUUUCAAGCCCCCCAGUCCAAAGGAAGCUGCCCUCGCCACCAACCCAACAAAACCUUUCUAGCCCUCCAGUGUCACGUAAACAACAGAACCCCACAACCCGACGAAAGGGAUCCAGUUCUCCAGUACACCGGAGAGAGGCAAGCUCACCUCCUUUCUCAACCACACCUUCCCCACCUCCUUCUCCAUCUCAGUUGCACAAAGGAUUACAAAACAAUAUGGACUCUGGGGAUGAGCAGCAAUCUGUACCCCCAAAGAUUGCCAGCAAUGCAGGCUCAAUAUUUUGUCCAGCCAUUUCCUCUUUAUUUGAAGCCAAGCCAGUGUUGUCACCACACAAUAUCACAUCAGAGACUGUUGCAGGUCAUCCUGAAGUGUCAGCAUUUGCCCGAAGAAACAGUACACAGCUCAGGCAAUACGGGGAGCAGCAGAGAAAAGUGGCCUUCAGUACUGCCAGUCCCCAGCCUUUUAUUAAAAGGAGCUUCUCUGACCGCAGGCCAGGAUUCCCAGUUCCAAUACCAUUCUUUGUUACAGCUGGUAGCGAACCUGUGCUUGGCCAAAUAAGGUAA
Sceloporus undulatus (fence lizard) is the source of this 3723-nucleotide messenger RNA. It is a transcript of the gene PCARE, whose product is annotated as photoreceptor cilium actin regulator. Lineage: Eukaryota; Metazoa; Chordata; Lepidosauria; Squamata; Phrynosomatidae. The record is from RefSeq and is a predicted model, not a curated record. Bases 1 to 3723 code for a protein of 1240 amino acids. Gene Ontology annotation, biological process: protein localization to photoreceptor outer segment; photoreceptor cell outer segment organization. Gene Ontology annotation, cellular component: photoreceptor inner segment; photoreceptor outer segment. The transcript has a single exon.